Plasmodium gonderi is the source of this 4764-nucleotide messenger RNA. RefSeq lists its product as hypothetical. The transcript has a single exon. Lineage: Eukaryota; Apicomplexa; Aconoidasida; Haemosporida; Plasmodiidae. The coding region runs from base 1 to 4764 and encodes 1587 amino acids. The record is from RefSeq and is a predicted model, not a curated record.
AUGACAAAUGAACAUAGGAGAAGCGUGGCAUACAAGGGAAAGGGUUUCAUUUUAAAAAUAGCGAAUAAAGAAUACAUAGAAAAUAGCAUUAGAAAGAAGACAAAAAAUACAUUUAAUGAUAAGAGAAAAACCAUUUUUAAUAAAUACAACCCAGUUGUUCUACCAUUGUUAAGAAAUUAUAAAAAGAAAAAUAAUGAUCAGUCUGGAGAAAAAAAAAAAAAUAUAAAUGUAUUGAACGAAAGUGAAAUAAAUAGCUUUCUGCUAAGAAAUAAAGCAUUUCGAUUAACAUGGUCAUGUAUUAUUGAAAAAAUACAAAAAGAAAUAGAUAUUCAAAUAUCAAAAAAUUUAAGUAAUGUAUUUGAAGAGAUAUAUUUAUAUUCAAUUUCGAAUAGUGAAUAUCUCCCAUUAAUUUUGAUGACUGCAGGGACGAAUGUAGCAGAUCAUGAAAUCAUUAUUGAUGCAUUGUCAUACGAAAUUAAGAAAUGGAAUUACAAAAAAGGAUGUAUAAAAAAAGAUGAUAUCACGAGGAUCAGUUGUAAAAAUAAUGGUGACAGGAAUACAUUUGAACCAACAGAAUUGAACACCUUCCGUUCCUUCACAAAUGAACAAGACGAAGAAUGGGAGAUGAAAAAAAAAAUAAACAAUGGAAACACAAAUCAAGUGAGUCUUCAAGAUAAGAAAAAGAUGAAGCAGGAAAAUUCAUCUAUCCGUUAUUCUGAGACAUGUGAAGGGAGACAACAGAGGGAGAAAAAAAGACGCAAAAAUGUGGAUACUGAUAAAGUGGAUGUGAAACAAUUUGAACAUGACGAAAGUGGCAAAAAUGACAAAAAUGACAAAAAUGACGAAUGUGACAAAAAUGACAAAAAUGACGAAUGUGACAAAAAUGACGAAAGUGAUAAAAGUGACAAAAAUGACGAAAGUGAUGAAAGUGACAAAAAUGACGAAAGUGGCGAAAGUGGCGAAAGUGGCGAAAGUGACGAAAAUGACGUGUAUGUGUGUUCUCUAAAUUCCAGCACAUCAAAUAAUGUAAAUUCAGCGAUAUAUAACAUAUACAAUCAGUUAUAUAAGGAAUACAAAAUGAGGCUUUUUGUAGCAAAAUAUAAAAGGAAGAGAGAAAAAUUUGGGGAAAAUUAUAUGAAUGAUAUACGAGUGAGUCCAAGAAGAAUGGGAUGCGUGGAUUCUAAUACAAGUGUGAGAGAUGAAAAGAGAAGAGAUACAUCAUCUUGUCCAUUCAUUCCAAACGGAGAGAUGCAGAAUAAUUAUUAUAAAGCAAACAAGAAUAUGGUGAAUAUAGAUAAACUUAUCGAAUUGUAUAUACAGAUGAGUGAAAUAAAUAAGAAAAGAGAUGGGAACAAAACAUAUAAAAAAAGGGAUACACGAUCAAUGGAUAUGUCAGAGAUAUAUAAUGCAAUGAAAGAAGGAAAUUGCAAUUUAUUGGAAUCUUAUGGAGAAAUGGAAUUAUAUAAUAAACAAUAUGAUUAUUUUGAAGAUGGUAGAAAAAAAGUGAGAGUAAUAAUUCUUAUACACGAUUGUGAAUAUUUCAAUAUAAAUAUACUGAAUGGAAUUUUAAAUGUGUUAAUAAAUUUAAGGAUAGACAAUAAAAUGUGCCUUAGUGUUAUACUAGGUGUAUCUACACCAUCUUUCUUUUUUAAUAGAAUAACAACCCCUGAUACACAAAGUAAAUUAAGAAUUAAAACUAUUGACAUAUUGAAUAAUAAGCUAAUUUGUGAAAAUAUUUGUAAUGAUUUAUUAUUUGAAAAUGUUUUACCCUUUAUUCUCAAUUUCAGAACUAUGCAUGCCAUAAAAUUGUUAUUACAUAAAAACAAUCAAUCUAUUAGUCAUUUAAUUCACAUUCUCUACAUUUUGACAAAGGAGUAUUAUGAUAAUAACUUGUUAUCAUUUUUGUCUCUACCCAUAAGUUAUUACUUCGAUAUGCAUAUUCAGCAGGGAGGGGAAGGGACCUCUCAUUAUGCAUAUCACUCCAGUUGUGCUGAUUACGGCUAUGAUUUUAGCAAGGAUGGUAGAAGCACACCUGAACCUGAAUAUUCUCCUUACACUUUUGUGCGAUCAAAUCAAAAGUCAUUCAAUCACUAUUUAAAAUAUGAUAUUAGAUCUUUGCAUAGAAAGAUUAUAUAUCUGUGCUAUUCAGCUAAUAUUUACUUCUCCCAUUUAUCUAUUUUAAAGAAAAAAUAUUCUUCUAUUCUUUCACAAAAUUAUUUUUUGCUUCACGGGAAAAAUUCCAUAGUGCACACACCAACAAAUUCAGAUAAUGAGAUGGAGCAAUUUACUCUCAAGAGGAAAAACCAUAGAAAUUCUUCUAACUCAAAUGUGAAGAGAAAAACUGUACGCAUUGAUGGUGUCACCAACAGUGGCUUCUUAUUGGAAGGGAAUGGAAAUACGCAAAAUGUGUAUGAACAACCAUUGCACAACUUCUCAAGUAAUCAUAAUACUGAUGUGAUAAGCAGCAAAUGUGAAGAAAAUGAAAAAACAAAGUGGGAAAACGAAGAUAUAAAUGGGUCUGCAAUCUGCAUGGAUAGUAACAGGUCUGGAAUCCACGGAAAUUCAAACAUUAAUGAAAAAACAUCAUUUGAUAGAAACCGUUAUGCUUGGGAAUUCAAGGCGAAGACAAUAAACUGGUGGUUCGAUCACCCCUUUAAAGAUUUGGUAUAUUCAUAUGAAGAUGAUAAAUCAAAAAAUAAUUUGAAGAAGGAAAUCCAUAACUUGUUGAAUAAUAGAGAUGAAAAGAACACAACCAAUUUGUACGAUAUAAAUAACGUAAAAGAAAUAAAUAAAUACCUGUGUGAAGUUUCUUUACCAAGAGCUGUUCUACAACUGAUAGAAAGAAAAUAUGCAUUUGGAAUUGCAAUUAAUCUAAUUAAUAUAAUAAUUAAAUGCAAAUCUGAAUAUAACACAAAUUCAUUGAAGAGGGCCGAUUAUUUCAGAAAAUUAUUUAUGAAUUUUGAAAAAAUAAAAUGGAAUGAAAAUAAGAGUAUACUAUACAUAGAAGAAACUUACAAAGUUGUAGAAAAUGAUGUAAAAAAAUGUAUUACCUGUUUAAUUGAUAUUAUUACACCAUACUUUUUUAAAAAUCAAGAAAUAUUAUUAGGUAUUCUAAAAGAAUUUAAAAAAUACUACAACAAAGUUUAUGCUAUUGUAUACAAUCUGGAGGAUUAUUUAUAUUUACUGAAAGAAAAAGAUAAAGAAAAGGAAAAACACAUUUUUGUAAACGAUGAUUUUGCCAAAAGUUAUUCAUACAGUUUUUCUUUCUCUGUUUAUCAUUCCAUGUUAUUCAAACUAGACGAUCUGAUAGAAAUGUUAAGAAAAUACUUGAGUCAGAAAGAUACUAUGCCCUCGAUGAUGUAUUCUCAUGCGUGUCAAAUGAAGAGUAACGUAAGUAAAGGAGGAAAAAACCAUUUGGACAGACCUUACGAGGAGCAUCAUGACAGAAGCAAAAGGGGAGAGGAUAGUAGCACCCGUGAAUGCACCAUCAGUGUAAACUUCCCCAGUGCAGAAGAAGAACUGGGUGAUGCACAUCAUGCGAGUAGGGAGAAAAUCGAGGAGGCGAGGGGACAAAACAAAAAAGACAAAAAUGAAGAAGAAGAAGAAGAAGAAGAAGAAGAUAAAAAAAAAAAAAAAGCUUACAAAAGAUAUCUAACGAUACAAAAUAAAAGUUUGAAAUACAUGAAUAAUAAUGAGACUGAGAGAAGAAUAAACAUAGAAGAAAUUGCAGACGCAUUCAACAUGUUUAUAAACGAUUAUUUAUACCUUCUUCUUUUACCCCCUUUAUAUUAUCACCCUUUGGCUCACGAAAUAAUUAUACAUAAACCUGAUAAGGAGUUUACAGAUAUUAUGACAAGAGAUAUAAAAACAGAACUUUUACAAACAUUAUGUUACACGAAUCCAUACAAAACUGGAAGCUUAAUGUGCACAUGUUGUUCUUUUCCGGAAAAUUUAUCAAACACAGAUAUUAAUACUAACAUAGUAGGGCAAGGGAAAAUAUACCUAAAUCCUUAUUAUGACAAUAUUUCAACGUUAGAAGAUUUAGUGAAUGUGUACAGAAUAUAUGAACGAUGCAACAAGACAAUUGAUCUCUAUAGUUUUUUCAUUCUUUUUUUGAACAUUAAGAUAGACGAUAAAUGUAUGGGAGAGUUUGAUGCGCGCGGAGAAAAGAAGGACCCCAAUUGGGGAAGAGACCACAAUUUAGAAAAAAAUGGCAAUCCCGAAAAAGAAAACAAUCUCGAAAAAGAAAACAAUCUCGAAAAAGAAGACAAUCUCGAAAAAGAAGACAAUUUCAAAGGUACAACAGCUCACAGACGUAGUGCACCAAAUUCAGAAACCACGCCAUUAUCACAAUCCCUGUGUACAGAAAUGCUGCAGGAAUAUUACCUUAAAUUUAUCAUUGCAGUUAACAGUUUUUGUUCUUUUUUUAAAAUUCUAAAACCUCCAAACGUGGCCGCCCUUUUAAAUUACACAGAAAAGUGCGAUUACAUUUCAGAUGAUGAGGUGGAAAAUGGUUAUCAUAAUAAGGAUGCCACCCAAAUUAAUGAACCAAAUGCAGUACAAUCCAUUGGAAAAUUCCUCUCUGAAAUUAAAAAAUCAUUACAAGGAUGUACUAGUAAGAAAUUGUUAUUUGGAAAAUUAUACUACAAUAAGACAGUUGUAUCCAGAGAAAUGCAUUUCCUCAGAAUGAUGAUGCAGUACAAUUCUGAUUUUAAGAUUGAAAUUGAGAAUGAACAUGGCACUAAUAAGAGGCCAAAAAAUUGA